Molecule: messenger RNA, 1622 nt
Organism: Rhodofomes roseus
Lineage: Eukaryota; Fungi; Basidiomycota; Agaricomycetes; Polyporales; Fomitopsidaceae
Product: CAP domain-containing protein
Exons: 7
Coding region: 466-1434 (322 amino acids)
Source: RefSeq, a predicted model, not a curated record
ACGUGCGCGUGAACCGCGGCGCGACGCGACAUGUCGCUCCGACUCGCCGCUCGCGCUGCACUCAUUGUCAUUUCCAACUGAUAGAUGGCCACCGCAAGCACAGCGACGAUUUCUACGCAUACCGCGCUUUUGCGUUCGUUGCCUCAACUGUCCAGUGUCUACACAUGUCAUGCUCGACGCCAUCCAUCUCGAUACGAUGUGUACACGCGACGCGACUCGCGAGGGCGCUCGACAACCGAGGAGACGAUCAAUCGAUUCCCCUGGCGACGCUGGGCCUCCCGAGCAAGCGUUGGUCCUCAAUUGAAAAGCGCCGCCUGGCAGCUAUGCGUCCUAAAUUUCCUCUCCCUACUUUCUUUCCUCAGUCCUGGUGGCCCUUUCUCCCCGUCCGUCCCGCUCUCGCUCCUUUAGCAGACCACUCAUUCUUCUGAACAUUCAUUCGAACCGCAACACACAUCCUGACAAGAUAUGAAUCGCGUGCUGCUCCUCUUUCUGACCGUCGCUGUGGUUCUCGCACUGGUCCCAGAAGGACUCGCUGGACUCGUCUAUGGCCCGGGGCAUCGCUACCAUAAGAGGUCGGAUUUGAAGAAGCGUAUGGCUGAGGCCGGUCAUGUCCUGACGCCAAGAUAUGCGGGGAAUGUAAAGCGGCAGUCGUGUCGAGUGAGGCCGUCAUCUGCAGCCAACUCGACUAUUGCGAGCGUGACACAGCCUGCUCCGAGCAGCAGCACUCAAGAUUCUUCCACUUCUGUGAUAGUCACCACAACCUCUGCCUUCGUCCAACCGGAGGUUGUGUUCUCCCCAUCGCCUUCUGAUCCAGCACCAUCUCCUGCUGUCACGACGGAGGAGCAACAGGAUCCUAGCCCUGCUCCCACUACCAGUACUUCAGAGGCACCCGCACCGACGACGACGACCGAGGCCCCGCCCCCGUCUUCCACUAUUUCUUCGACCACUGAGGCAGCUCCUACAACUUCAGCAUCGUCCUCGUCAGGAUCAUCCAGUGGCACGUCCCAGAGCGACAUCGAUAAAUACUUGGACGAUCACAACACCGUUCGCGCCCAGCACGGUGCCUCGCCCUUGAUAUGGGAUGACACUCUCGCAGCAGCAGCCCAGCAAUGGGCCAAUGGAUGUGUCUUCAAACACUCAGGCGGCACGCUGGGUCCGUACGGAGAGAACUUGGCUGCCGGGACAGGCGACAGCUAUGGCAUUGAUCAAGCGAUUCAGUCCUGGACUGACGAAGUCUCUCAGUAUAACGCGAACAGCCCCGAGGCUUCCCACUUUACGCAAGUGGUCUGGAAGGCUUCAACGAAAGUGGGCUGCGCUGUGCAAGACUGCGAUGGCAUUUUCGCAUCGAGCUUCGGGAAGGCUCACUACUACGUCUGUGAAUAUUCCCCGCAAGGCAACGUGAUAGGCGAAUUUGCUCAAAACGUGCAGGCAUAGGCUAUGAGUGUCAUGCGCUUGUAAGAGUUCGCCGUUGGAUGAAAUUCGCAUGUUCGAGGAUACCUGCUUGCAGUCACAUUGACAUUCGAGAGUCAGAAGUUCUGAUCCCGUCUCCGCCUCGACUGACGAACUGCAGGGCAGACUGAAUCCAAACCGAGUAUUACUCGUCUAUGCAUUGCAUACUGAGC